Molecule: messenger RNA, 888 nt
Organism: Mercurialis annua (annual mercury)
Lineage: Eukaryota; Viridiplantae; Streptophyta; Magnoliopsida; Malpighiales; Euphorbiaceae
Product: protein C2-DOMAIN ABA-RELATED 4-like
Exons: 3
Coding region: 169-678 (169 amino acids)
Source: RefSeq, a predicted model, not a curated record
ACUACAUCUUUUUAUUAUUACAAUUUACAACAAAGCUCCUCUCUCUCUCUCUCAAAGUCUUUCACUUGCAAAACAGCAAGUCAAUUCUGAACUUUUGUUCUUGAUUUCUUUAGCUGAGUUUUGAUUUAGAAUUUGAAAUCAGAAAAAUAUAAAUUAAGGAUUAGAAUUAUGACAACUAAGGUAGAAAACUUGAUGGGUCUGCUGAGAAUUCAUGUUCACAAAGGAGUGAAUCUUGCUGUUAGAGAUGUUGUCUCCAGUGACCCUUAUGUUGUUUUCAAGUCUGGCAAACAGAAACUGAAGACUCGUGUGGUGAAGAAUAAUGUGAAUCCUGAGUGGAAUGAAGACUUAACUCUGUCAGUCACUAAUCCAAAUAUUCCAGUCAAGCUUACAGUUUACGACAGAGACACAUUCAGCCUUGAUGACAAAAUGGGAGAUGCAGAGUUCGAAAUCCGUCCAUUCUUGGAAGCUCUGAGGAUGCAGCUCGAAAGCCUACCUAACGGGACCAUCAUAACAAGGAUUCAACCGAGCAGAGAGAAUUGCCUAGCUGAAGAGAGCCACAUUGUGUGGGUGAACGGCAAGGUUGUUCAGAACUUAUUUCUGAGACUGCGAAACGUGGAGUGUGGCGAAAUAGAACUGCAAUUACAGUGGAUUGAUAUUCCAGGUUCCAGAGGUCUGUAGAUGGUUAUUACAUCAAUUUCUGCCUCAUUAUUCUGGACAAUGUACAUAUAGCAUUCAAGAGUGUUGUAAGUUAGACCUAUUUCUGUUAGGGGGGCGUUUGGUUGGUUGAAAAACAAUUAUGAACUGCUUAUUAUUUCUUAUUUUUCUUCAAAGUGUGACAUAUUUGGAUUUCAUUAAUUAAUAGUAAAAAUAGAUAUUUGAUUUUUGAAA